Pistacia vera is the source of this 627-nucleotide messenger RNA. RefSeq lists its product as uncharacterized. Bases 190 to 627 code for a protein of 145 amino acids. Lineage: Eukaryota; Viridiplantae; Streptophyta; Magnoliopsida; Sapindales; Anacardiaceae. The record is from RefSeq and is a predicted model, not a curated record. The transcript has 5 exons.
UUUAAAUCGAAUUAGUCCACUCACUGUCUAAUUUUUCUCUUCACCUCCUCAGUAACUGAAGAUCUAAACCUCUCUUUUGAUCUGAAUCUGAAGAUUGAAAAUUCAAAUUCAAUUUCGUUCAAAUGUUGAAUGCGAAUCCAUUCCGACUCCAGUUUGUGCAGGUAAAUUUGUUGUUGUGCGCGUUUGAAGAUGGCGGAUGUUGUGGCAAACCAAGUGGGUGGUUCUUUUGGUGAUGCAAAUGAUGCCCAGAGAAAUGUGUUUGAUUUAGGCGCAUUUGUGGGGGACUUGACUUUUGAGGAAUAUGCAAGUGGUGAUGAUACAUCGUUGGAAGGACUUGAGAAAGGCUUGAAGAAUGUAAAAACUAUGAUGCUCUUCUCAUUUUUUAUAUUCCUCGUUCGGAGGUUCAAGAUUUUAGCUCUUGCUUUAAAGCUCUCGUUGGAGGUUCAAAUUUUAAGUUCUUGCUCUCAAGGUUCUCUCUUUAAGCUAUCAAUUGUCACAAACAUUAAAUUACAUCAAAUGUGUCAUUUUUGUCACUUAUCUAAUAUUAACGAAAAGUUGCAAACAUUAAAUUAUGUCAUGCACAGUUUGUGCAUAUUUCAUGUUACAUUAUGUUGUUAUGAAAAUUAA